GGAUGUUUGGUGUUGAAAGUGCGCGGUUUGACAUGCAAACGCUACGUUAAGUUUUUGGGUUACUGUUCUUUUAUUAAGGUUUUAACUAUCUAACGAUUUUCAAGCUUGAUGCAUCAAAUUACUGUAAUGCCCAUAUGUGGUCCAAGCUCAACUUCUUCUUCUUCGCUUCCUACUACACUUAUCACACAGACUUCUGGUUCAUGUCCUACACCAAGUCAAGAAAAUAUUAGUACCACAUCGGAUGACGAUGAUGGCGGCGGUGGUGUCGGUGGGGGUGGGGGUGGUUCGUCAGAUGGUGAAUUAUGGGCGCCACUGGCUGUCCGUGGUUAUCUUAGCAAGUGGACAAAUUUGUUACACGGUUGGCAAGAGCGCUAUUUUAUCUUGUCUGAUGGGUUUUUAACGUAUUAUCGCAAUGCCGAAGACCUGGAUUUGGGCUCUAGGGGCUCUGUUCGUAUCAAAAAUGCAUAUGUAAAGACUCAUGAGUAUGAUGAAUGUCGUUUUGAGGUACGUGUUGGUGAUGUUAUCUGGUAUCUACGUGGAUUAAGUCAAGAAGAACGUUACAACUGGAUAUCAGCUAUUGAACGGCAUCGUAUCGCUGAAUCAGGCUAUGGAUCAGAAAAAACACUUCAUCGGCACAGCUCAUUAUUAUCGCUUAAUUCAACACACAGUCCUAGUAUACAUUCAACGUCUAGCUUUAAACGAAAUCAUGGAUUAAAAGAGAAACUAGCUGAAAUGGAAACUUUCAAAGAGAUUCUAUGCAAACAAGUGGAUUCAUUACAAGCCUAUUUUGAUGCUUGCAGUUCUAUUGUCCAACAUCAUGGUCAUGAGAAUAUAGAAAAAUGGUUUAUUGGUGAAAAUCAUUUGACCACGAGUUCAUCCCCAUCAUCUUUAUGUUCAUCAUCAUCUACAUCGAAUUCAAAAGAGGCAAUCGAUGAUUAUGACGAUGACGUGAAGUUGAACGAAAAGAAACAAUUUAGAAAUAAGCACAGCAAAGCUGAAAAGAACCGAAAUAAGGAAGGCAUAGCUACUACUACUACUACUAGUGAUGAAGGUGGUCAAUGCUUAGUAGAGUGUCCAUCAAAUGUGACACUGACUUCAUCUUCUGGUGAUAACUGUUUGACAGACAAAUCUGCUUUCCAUUCGGAUUCAAAACAUGCACCUGAUCUUGACUGCCGUGUUCUCCCUGACAAGGAUUCAAUCAUCACUACUACUACUAACAGUAGUGUGGCAAAAUCUGGUGGAUUCUUUUCACGAUUUUUACCUUUUCGUAAUUUUGGAAAUACGUCUACUGCGGGUGAAUCAGAAACUACGAAUAAUAAAGUUGAAUCGGUAGUCGCUUCUGAAGACAAUAAUGAUAAUAACAAUAGCAAAGAAGCAUCUCAGUAUCAACCAUCUUCACGUUUCAAUGACUUACGUUGUAUACUGGAACAACAUGGUGGCUAUGCUUUAGAUUUUAAAGGUGAAGCACAUAUGUUCAAAGCGAUUACAGCUGGCAUACUUACAAAUUUAUCAAAUUCAGUUGAAAUGAUGCAGCAACACGAAGAGCAUUGGCGUAAACGAUUAGAACGUGAAAUUGAAAAACGACGUCGAUCAGAAGAGACACAAAAAGCUAUGGGACAAGAAUUGUUACAUUUACGCAGUUUGAUUGGUUUAAACACUAAUCAUCAAUUUCAGUGUCAAAAUCAACAGCAUCCGCCUCAUCAUCAUCAGCUCUACCAGCAUAAUUGCCAUCUUACAAAUAACGCAUCACAUUCAAGAUUUUCCAGUUAUGGUAGUAUAGAUUUCCAGCAUUCUUCACCAGAUGUUAUUCUUAGGGAAAAUGGUGUUGUUAAGUCAACCACAACAACCAUUGUGAAUAGUACGUCUGUGACUCCCACUGUUAAUACAACUAUUUCAUCAUCAUCAUCAUCAGUUGUCGCUGGUGAAAAUGUCCUGAGACUAGUUGGUCCAGAUUAUGAAGAGGGUAUUAAUUCUCCGAUACGUGAAGAGGAAUUCUUCGAUGCUAUUGAUGCAGAAUCGGAUAAAAUAGAAGAGAAUGCAGUACGUUUAGCUGCACUGAAAUCAGCCAGUGAAGCAAUUCGUUGGGCCAGGGCUAUGCCAUCAAAUCAUCCAUUAUAUAAUGAAUUGGAUAAAAUUGUUAAAAUGCAUGUGAAAAAUUUUGCUACUACACAAAUAUUUGAUUAUACACUGAAUUUAUCCUCCUCGUCAUCGUCUUCUAUACACUACAACGGUAACGGUAUGCCAUCGAAUAUUGCUGAUUCUCAAAAUACUAACAAUCUGUCUGUUAGUGAACAAAAUGUCAAUGAAGCACCUGAAAACUGGAGACUUGUUGUUCAAGAUGGUGAUAUGAUUAUUUUCAGACGAGAGCUUGAAACAGAUGACGGUGUUGUACUGGAUCCUUUACAGGCUAUCGAUGUUGUUCAUGGUGUUACUGCCAAAGAGAUUUGUACAUACUUUUGGGAUGUACGCUAUCGUAUGGAUUGGGAGUUUACAGUGGAUCAAGCACCGACAGUCCUUGAAGUCUGUGGAGAUGAUACUGUAGUCAUACAUCAGGUGUAUAAACGUGUAUGGCCUACAACACAACGUGAUGCAUUAUUUUGGUCGCAUAUAUGCCCUGUAAAUCCUAUGCAUCAAAAAUCUUAUCAUCGAAAGUUGAAUCAUAGCUCUAGUAUGUCAAUGCAGCAUCAUUCAUCCUCAAAGAAUUAUACUGAUGAUAGUGAUAUUAGUCAUAGUAAAGUUCAUCAACGUUCAGCAUCUAUGGAUGGCGGUGUUGGCGGUGGCGGCGUCGGUGGUCGUUGUACAUCAUGGAUUGAUUCGUCAUCUACAAAGUCACCGAAUACACGAUUACAUAAUUUGUCUAAAGAAUCCAGUAUACCAGAGAAUUCAAUACCAAAUAAUAAAAUCAAUGAUGACAAAGUUUUAGACGGUUGGAUGGUGAUCAAUAUGUCAACGGAUUAUUUAUCCGAUAAAAUACAACCAUCACCAUCACCUACUGUUCGAUUAGGUCUUGAAGUUGUCCUAUUCUGUCGAACUGAAUUAAUAACCACCAACAACAACAAUGGAUCAAUGAUGUCAAAUAAUGGUGAUAAUGAUGAUUUAUCAAAGUUAACCCGUGAUCAAAUUCAAACUAGACUUGUGUAUAUGGCAAAUAUUAAUCCAGGUGGUUGGGUUCCAGCCGCUGGGCUACGUUCACUUGCUCGACGUGAAUAUCCACGUUUCUUAAAACGUUUCAGUGCUUAUGUUAAAGAUCAAACUAAGCAUAAAACUCCAUUAUUUUAAAUAUUUGAUUCAUUCAAUGGGAUGUGUUGUUUUUUCUUAGACCUUAUUUUAAUUAAACAGAACUUCUACUUAGUUACUAGUAGUUGUAGUUAGUAGUAGUUUUUUGAGGGGGAGGAGAGGGUUGCCGGGAUGGUUGAUGUGAACGUGUUAUUCGUUUGUUGUCGACUGGUGUCUCACCUUCACUUGUCGACUAACUACUUACUACCUUAUCUACUCACUCAGGUGAUACUGUAGGCUUUUAUUGAUUUGUUUUUUAUUUGUUUGCUUCAUUAUUUUUUUUUCUUUUUAAAUCUUACUGUAAUUUGCAUUGGAUUUCAUUUUCCUGUCAAGGUGGUGGUGGUUUUGCUAAGGGUUGUGUUAUUAUUAUUAUUUUACUUUAUGACACUUGUAUCAUUUGUGCUGCAGAAUUUCUAUUCGUCAAUUCAACAUCUGUGAUAUACAUGUAUGCAUGUAUGUAUGUAUAAAAACAUCUACAUAUCUGUUUUUUUUGUGUGUGAUGAAUAUGCGCACAUUUCACAACAUGAUGAUGUGAUACUGUGGGGUACUCCCUGUCUUUCUCCUGUUUGUGUACCUCUACUGUCUAUUAUCUCUUAUGGUGACAUCAAUACUAGGCAAAGAAGUGUGCAUAUCUCCUCGGUGUGAGAUGAUGAACUAUUCACAAGUGGGAUAUCAAUACCAUACUCUAAAAAAAAAUGUGAUCAACUUCAACCUCGAAUUCUAUCCUUUCUUUUCUAAUUUAUAACAAAAGUUUUUAUUUCUUCUCUGAAGAUGUAUUUCAUUAUUUUGCAUUGUAAUAUAUACCGUAUAUUCAUCUCUGAGACCGUCUUGUCGAUAAAUGUGUUUGUCUCCUUCUAAACUUAUGUUUAUUUUCUAUAAGAAUGGCGGUAUUUUGAAAUAUUUCAGGGAAUAUAAACAUUGAAGGUGUUGUUUCUUCUCUGUUUGGUUUCUUUCUCACCUUUCUAUGUCUCUUUGUGCGUGCGUGUGUGUGUGUGGUGGGUGUGCUAUACACUUAAUGAUACCCGAAACUGUGCUAAUUUACAUCGUAUUAAUGAUUUUUUCAAUAUUUUUUUCUACUUGUAGCACCUUUCGGUUUCAUCUUGUGUGUGUGUGUGGGUGGGUGGGUGGGGUGGAUGAAUAGAUUUCACUUGCUUGCUUCUGCUUUUCUAUCGAUUUCCAUAUUGUUUAGUGAUAUAAUGUGUCUUUUUUUCAUAGGUGUUUUUGUCAUGACGAAAUCAGCACUGAAAUAUGUGAGAAAUUCUACACUGUGCUGAAGAUGGUCAUGCAGUCUGAAGUUGUUGUUUUUUCUUUGUUUUCUGUGCUCAAUUUCACCGACAAUCAAUAGAUGAUUUCCAUCAUCAUCAUCAUCAGACCUUCUUCAAUAUUGACUCAUUUUGUAUUUGGAAAAAUUCAAUGCUUAUUUUUAACUGAACAGUAGAGAGAAUAAUGUCAACAGCCCUGUCUCUCCCUUCGUCUCUGAGCGAUCCUCCUGCCCUACAAAUCAUCCAAUCAACCUUAUUGCCAUAAAGAGUUACAAUCUAUACUCGCGCACUAUUUCAAACAACUUUCUGCCUACAAGUGAGAACUUUUUUGAAGGUGGUGAUCAAUGGAAAACAUCGUCGAGUAGCAUUGAAGCAUAAUUCGAGUGCAACAGAUAUGAUGUAUUAUCGAUUAUUCUAUUCUAUUUGAAGAUGCUACACAAGGCUUAAUUACCUUGAAAUGAAACGCACGAGAAAUGCUUUCUUAUGUCAAACACAUUU
Trichobilharzia regenti is the source of this 5036-nucleotide messenger RNA. The record is from the annotation of a GenBank genome assembly. Lineage: Eukaryota; Metazoa; Platyhelminthes; Trematoda; Strigeidida; Schistosomatidae.